Messenger RNA from Plodia interpunctella (Indianmeal moth), 7865 nucleotides. RefSeq lists its product as uncharacterized. The record is from RefSeq and is a predicted model, not a curated record. Gene Ontology annotation, biological process: response to reactive oxygen species; symbiont-mediated perturbation of host defenses; lipid metabolic process. The transcript is spliced from 40 exons. Gene Ontology annotation, cellular component: cytoplasm. The coding region runs from base 31 to 7095 and encodes 2354 amino acids. Gene Ontology annotation, molecular function: pigment binding. NCBI's taxonomy places the organism in Eukaryota, Metazoa, Arthropoda, Insecta, Lepidoptera, Pyralidae.
GUGAAGUGGUGGGACUAUUACCAUCUCAUAAUGUGUAAAUUAAAAUGUUUAACGUUCGUGACAACUUUUUUGGGUCUGUUUGGGAUUAGUGCGUCGACCAUAUUGCAAACGGGACGAUGUGAAAGUAUAAAUGUUGAAAGUGACUUUAACAUUACUGAAUUCGCAGGAUCAUGGGAGGAAGCGCGGCGUUCUGGCAGCGUGACACAGGGCAGCGACUGUUCCAGGGUCGAAGUAACUGAGACUGAAGAUGGAGUAUCGUUCGUGAAUAGGGCUGUCGACAGCAACUUCUUGGUCAUCACUGAGGGCAACGGCGUUGAGGCUAAUGGGAUCAUAACUUUGGAUGUCAACGGGAGUCCGGUGGUAAUAAACGUCCUUCUUAUCAAUUACAACAUUUAUGCUCUCAUGUACAGCUGUGUUGACAUCGGAGAGUCGAAUAGAGAAGUGACUAUCUACCUCCUGCAAAGAGAAGAUGCCGUGCUAACAGAAAUGAUGACUGAGCUGAUUAUUUUCACUUUGAACAGCAACUUCGGCAUAACUCUCAAUGACCUAAGGCAGAUAGAUCAUUCAGAAGAGGCAUGUUUUGAACUGCCUGUGAUAAAUCCUGGUCUUCCUGUGGUUCUAGAUGGGUUGUGUGAUCAGAACAUCCCUGCUGUGCCUGGGUUUCAGCCUGAAGAUUUCAUCGGUGUAUGGCACCAAAUCGGCAGCUACUACUCCGAAAGCUCGGUCGGCACGUGCUCUCGCGCAGAAUACAGCCUCGGCAAUGACGUCAUCAAUGUAUUGAACAGUGAAGUCGUCCAACAAACGCUUUCAACCAUCUCUGGCACUGCGUCUAUCGUAAGCGCUGAUGGAAGUGGAAAACUCCAGGUUCUUCUGGAAAUUGGGCCAGAACUUGUGGCAGAACAAGAGCUGUACAUAAUUGGAACAGAUUACAAUAGCUUUGCUGUGUCAUACUCUUGUCUCAACUUGACGGAAACCAAUCAGAGAAAAGUUUACAGUUGGAUCCUAACUAGGUCUCCGCAAAUAACGAGUGAAACCCAAACCCUGAUUGACGAAACUCUCCACUCGUUCAGAGACCUCAACCAGAGGUACUAUCAAGAUACUCCAAGAAGUAAUGAUGACUGCUUCUACUUCCCUGUACCUGAUGGUUCUCCUGUCGUCUUUAGAGGACCGUGUGAUCAGAGUAUCCCGGUUAUGCCUGACUUUGAUCCCGCGGAAUAUCUCGGAAUAUGGCACAGCAUCCAAUCUUACCCAUCCCAAUUCAUAUUCGGUUCAUGUGUCAACGCCGAGUAUUCUCUUAUCGAUGAUAGUAAUAUUGAAGUCCGGAACACUCAGGUCGUUGGAGAAAGACUUCUCACUAUUGAGGGUACUGCAGUUGUGGUUAAUGCUUCUGAGGCUGCUAAGUUGUCAGUCACUUUCCCCAUUGAAGGAACUAAUCUAACAACCACAACUGAUUACUGGGUACUGGAUACGGAUUACACAACAUAUUCUCUGGUAUACACGUGUGUGGAUGAUUUGGAAAAUAAUGAAAGAGCAGUCACCAGUUGGAAGCUCAGCAGAACGAAGUCCCUUAAUACAACAGUAUUAUCUCUCAUGGACGAUAUAAUUGACACGAUCCCAGUCCUCAAGAACAGCUACUACCUGACAGAAGACCAAUCUCUAACAGGUUGUUUCUACUACCCUGAAGCUGUGCCUGGUCAAGUGGUCAUCUUUCCUGGACAGUGUGGAGAUAUUGAAACAGUGCCAAACUUCAAUCUGACCGCGUUCGCCGGCACCUGGUUUGAAUUGGAAGCCUACCCUAAAGACCAGCAAGGCGGGCAAUGCAUCAGUCACGAAUACGAAUACACGGGAGACAACACAUUAAGUCUGCAGUCUUCACAAAUCGUGAAUCACCGCCUUGUAGUCUCCAACGGUGUUGUUACUUCUGAUAGUGCCAAUAGUGCGCGAUUGACUAUCAGUAUUACUUCUGAUGGCGAGAUUAUAACAAUUCCAUUCUGGAUUGUCAGCACCGACUAUGAGAACUAUGCUCUUGCAUACAGUUGUGUUGAACGAAAUGAAGAUUUCAGGGCAGUGUACAGUUGGAAACUUAGCAGAUCGUACGGUCUCAGCGAAGACUCUAUCAAUUAUAUCGAAGCUGCUAUGCUUCCUAUUGAAGUUCUCAACAACACUUACUUCGAAACAAUCGACCAAUCUCUAAGUGCAUGUUUCUACCUCCCUGACUUAGAGCCUGGGGAACCAGUGGUUCUUGUAGGACAAUGUGAAUAUGAUUUGCCUCUGGUGCAAGACUUUAGGCCAGAUUUGUAUACUGGCAAAUGGAGAUUACUCUCGACAUACCCUGCGGAAUUUCAAGAUGGAACCUGUAACGACGCCACAUACACUCUCCUAGAUGAUGACACAGUAGAAGUGUAUAAUACGCAGGUGGUAGACAAGACAUUAGAUACUAUUACAGGAUCAGCUGUUCUGGCUUCUGAAAAUGGAACUGGAAUAUUGCUUGUUACUUUCCCUGGCAAUCCUAUACAAUCCGAAUAUUAUAUACUAGAUACCGACUACACCACGUAUUCAUUAGUAUAUUCCUGUAUCAAUCUAAACGAAAGAGAAAGACGAAUCUACAGCUGGAUCCUCAGCCGUAACGAGACGUUACCAGAGGAGUCUCUCGCUAGCAUUGACGCAAUCAUCUAUAACGUCACAGUGUUAGACCACAGGUUCUACCAAACCGUCAACAGAUCUGAUGAAGACUGCUUCUACUUCCCAGAGGCUGAUGGUAGACCAGUGGUAUUUAGAGGACAGUGCGAUCAGAAUAUUCCUGUUGUUCAGAACUUUAACGCUGCAGGUUAUCUCGGCCUAUGGCAUAACAUUCAGUCGUACCCCUCAUUGUCCCAAGUGGGUACUUGUAAUAACGCUUACUACGCCCUGGACGAUGGAUUGAUCGAAGUCUUCAACACUGAAGUCAUCAACCAAACGCUAAGCACCAUCAAUGGCGUUGCUUAUAUCAAUGAAGAAGAUCCUGCUAAGCUGGUAGUUUCAUUCCCAAGUGUACCAGAAGUGACUAUAGACUACUGGAUUCUAGAUACCGAUUACGUGUCCUAUUCCUUAGUAUACUCAUGUGCCAACCAGGGUGACGAAUAUCGUCAAGUGUGGAGUUGGAAGCUCAGUAGAACAAAAGACUUUCCCGUGGCAGCUGAUUCAGCUAUCAAUGAAACUAUGAGCAACAUUGAGAUUCUAGAUCAAAGGUACUACGUGGUCGGUGAUCAGAGUCCUGAAGGUUGCUUUUACUAUCCUGAACCGAUCCAAGGCGUACCUGUGGUUUUCCCAGGACAGUGUGAUGCUAACAUCCCUGUUGUUAGCGAUUUCAACAUAACGAGGUUUGAAGGCAGAUGGAUUGAGAUAGAAGCUUACCCUGACGAGCAAGAAGGGGAAUGUUUGAGUCACACCAUCUCAUCUGGAACUGGCAACUCUUGGAAUGUGGUCUACAGCAGUGUUACCAAUUUAACUUUGAAUACAAGCGAUGCAGUUUUGAGUCAAUCGACGACCGAGCCCGGAAAACUAACAAUCACUUUAACUACACCAGCUGGAGUCGUUACAAGACCGUUUUGGAUUCUGGACACCGAUUACGAAAACUACGCUUUGGCUUAUAGCUGUGUUGAUAAUGAAAAUGACGAUACACGAAAUGUGUACAGUUGGAAGCUCAGCAGAACGAGGGACCUGCCUUCAGAAUACAACGAUCUAUUCGACAGUACUAUCGACAACAUAGAUGUACUUCGUAACAGUUACUUCUGGCCAGUAGACCAAGCAGACGAUGCUUGCUUCUAUUUACCAGAUCUACAACCAGGAGAACCAGCCAUCUUCCCUGGACAAUGUGACCAAACUAUACCUGUUGUUUCUAAUUUUGAUGUUGAAAGGUAUCUUGGUCGUUGGCGCCUCAUCUCCAGCUACCCAUCAGCUUUGCAAGAAGGCACUUGUAAUGAAGCUUACUAUGAUUUAGCUGAUGAUGGAGCCAUCAUUGUGUAUAAUACCGAGGUUGUCGACUUGGCAUUAGCGUCUAUCAAUGGAUCAGCUCAAGUUAUUGCAAACGGAAAACUGCUGGUUAAUUUAUCUACAGCUCCUGAACCGGUUGAGUACUGGAUUUUGGAUACUGACUACGACACAUAUACAUUGGUUUACAGUUGUGUUAACAUCAAUGAAGAGCAACGUCAAGUGUGGAGUUGGAAGAUGAGCCGUAGUCAUUCUCUGAACGAGACAGUACUAGAAGCCAUGGAUGAAAUCAUAGAUUCAAUCAAUGUUCUAAACAAUGUGUACUACACUGAUGUUCUUCAUAGUGAAAACGACUGCUUCUACUUCCCUGAACCUAACAAUCAGACUGUCAUCUUUAGAGGACAGUGUAAUGAGAGUAUUUCUGUACUUCAGAACUUUAAUGUGACUGCAUACUUAGGCGAAUGGUACGCCAUCGAGAGCUACCCCCUCGAGUUUCAAUUCGGGACUUGCCAAAAAGCUGAAUACUCCUUAAACGACGAAGGAGGUAUCGAUGUCUACAACACUCAAGUCUAUAGACAAAGACUGGAUGCCAUCAGAGGCACAGCUGUUGCGAGCGAUGAUGGAAGUGCUAAACUGAAUGUAACGUUCCCGAUUGGUGAAUUUGAAGUAGUCAGUCCAUAUUGGGUUCUAGAUACUGAUUACGAAAACUAUGCUCUGGUGUACUCGUGCGUCAAUAUUAAUGAAGAUUACUAUAGAGUUAAUAGCUGGAAAUUGAGCAGAGGAUGGGAGUUGAGUGACAGUAUCAAUUAUCAAAUCAAUUCAGUCAUGCGUGAAAUCAGAGUACUAGACCAGAGGUACCACAUUACGUGGGGCCAUGGUGAAGAGGAAUGCUUCUUCUAUCCACCACUGACUGAUGGCAAACCUGUGAUUCCUGGCCAGUGCGAGGAUGACAUCGCCAAUAUCGUAGACAAUUUCAACGCUGCUAGAUUUGCUGGUACCUGGUAUGAAGCGGAACGUUUCCCAUCAGAGCUGCAAAGCGGUGAAUGUGCUACCAACAUAUUUGAACAAACUUCCGCCAACACGUUCUCCCUGAGCAAGAGCAUUAUCUACAAUGAAAGGUUGGAGACGUUUACUGGAACAGCCACGCUUGCUGAAGAUGGUAGCGGGGUAUUGACUGUCAAUCUUGUCUCUGAAAGUGGAGCUAGUAUCAACCUGGACCUGUAUGUAUUGGACACGGAUUACGAUAGCUACGCACUGCUCUAUAGCUGCAGAAAUUUCGACGAGGAUAGAAAACAAGUUUACAGUUGGAAGCUCAGCAAGUACCAAGAAGGCCUCACAGACGAAGCAAAUGCAGCUAUCGAUCAUAUAGUUGCCGAAACUUACGAUCUAUUCGAGGACUACUAUGAAGUUAUCGGUCAUAACAUCGAUACAUGUUUCUACUAUCCUGAUUUUGAUGGAAUUCCAGAAGCUAUCGAGCUACCUGGAUCAUGUGAUGAUAGAAUAGUUGGCGUUGCUAACUUUGAUGCUAGUGCUUAUACUGGAAGAUGGUUCGAAAUCGCGCGCUAUCCACUGUUUGACCAAACUGGCACUUGCAGUCGAGCGCACUACACCGACCUCGGCGAUGACAUAGGAGUCCUUAAUACAGAAGUUCUCAACCAAACUCUCAACUCUCAAGAAGGAACCGCACAACUGUCUUCCAAUGAUGGCAGUGGCGUUAUUAACGUUACCUUUGUUGUGGGCAACGAGGAGAGAGUGGCAACUCUUUACGUGCUUGCCACUGACUACAUUUCCUACUCAUUGGUCUACAGCUGCCAAAACUUAGACAAUGGAAAUAGACUAGUGAGCAGUUGGAAGUUAAGCAGAGAAAGGACACUCAGUGCUGGAGCUACUGCCAUCAUAGACGAAAUAAUUGGAAAAACUCAAGGCCUGGACAACGCUUACUUCUUGACUACCGACCAAUCCGACGAGGCCUGCUUCUACAUACCCGAAGUGAAUGAUCAAGCGCCUGUGUUCAGACAACCUUGCGCAACUAUCACUGGGCAACAAAACUUCGACAUUCAACAGUUCAUGGGCUGGUGGCACGAAAUCGAGAGCUACCCUCGAGACAACGAAGCUGGAGAUUGUCUCAGCUCCAACUACGAGACACUGGGCGAUCAGAUCAGGGUCGUUGACACCGCAAUCUUCAACGUGACUGCCCAGUUCACCUCUGGAACUGUCCAAGCUGAUAGCAAUGGUAGAUUGCUUCGCUUCCUCAGCAAUGGGACCACGUCAUUCAUACAAGAUGUCUGGGUGCUAGCAACAGACUACAGUACCUAUGCGCUUCUAUAUUCCUGCGAGACCAUCGAUAACGAAUACAGAAAAGUUUGGAGCGCGAAAUACAGCAAGUCUCGCAUCGAAGAGUUCCCCGCAGCCGCUCAAACAGCGAUGGACGCCGUGAUCUCCGAAAACCAAGUCUUGUACCCUCAGUUCUACAGCACGACCAGCCAGACUGCAAACGCCUGCUUCCACUAUCCUGAGCAGGACGGCCAACAGGUCAUCCUGCCUGGACAGUGCGAUGACUUCAUUACCAAUGAACAGAACUUCAACGCUAUUGAAUACACGGGCACCUGGUACCAAAUAGAGCGUUACCCGUACCAGUUGGAGAGCGGUUCGUGUUCCGGCGCCAGGUACUCCCUGGACCAGGGCACGGAGACAGUGACUGUACUAAACUGGGAGGUCGUCAACGGUACCCUGGAGACCAUCGAGGGAACCGCCGUUGUCAGUUCAGAAGACGGCAGUGCCAAGCUUACUGUGUCACUGCCCGUUGCUGGGACUGAUGUGAUGACCAAUUCGACCCUGUACGUACUGACUACGGACUACGUAUCGUACUCGCUCGUGUACAGUUGCGUCAACAUCGACCUGUACAACAGAGCUGUCACCGCCUGGAAGCUGAGUCGCACGCGCACACUACCAGCAGCCGCCGCCACGGCCCUGAACCUAUACAUGGAUACCAGGGAAGAACUCCACCAGUCAUUCUUCAUACAAGUGGAACAGAACGAGGACUGCGAGGAACCCAAUUCUUCCGCUUUUGUCACCAGUAGUAUUAUUGUGACGGUAGUUUGUCUCGCUGUUAGGAUGCUAGUGUAAAUUUUAAUUGUAGGUUAGGUAUAUUUUAUAAAUUGUCCCACGAUUGUCUCUUGUUUUUCAUAAAAAUCGUUCACUAGUUAUUCCUCUUUUCGAUUAUGCAGAUACUGUAAUCCUUAUGAGGAACUCAAAAUUUCUGCAUCAAGUUCAUAUUUGUUUUUCGCAAAUACGAUCACUUGAGUGUCGCAAGCAUCUAUAUUCCUAUUAGAACUCGACGUAAUUUUUAAUCCUUUCUCCCCUAUUUAUCUCCGCGAAAAGUUCACUUUUCGCAAUAAUGACAAUCGUCUGCAUUCCGCUAAUAACCUUCUUUCUACACCAAUGCAAUACUCUCAUUCCUUUUAAAAGUCCUUCUUCAAUAAAGCUUAGAGCUCUAAUGGAAUUCUCUCCCAUUAAGCUCCCAUUGGACACAAUGGCAACAUCCAUCAACUCUUAAAGAUCUCGUUUCAAAAUUCUACCAUACAUGUUUAAGUAACGGAGUAUUUUUGCAGAGAUUUAUGUUAAGAACUUUGAUAGGUAUUUGUAAUUUGAUAGGUACCUAUAAGGACAUUGUAAUUUAGAAUUUAGACCGUCAUUGUAAACACCAUUUAUUGCUAAUAAAUAAAUUGAAUUGUACUUAGCGAGAUUUGUCCCCGAAAAUUUAUUUCGAUCUCACAAUCAUAGAUUUAGUGUUGUGGUAUUGCAGUGCCUGUAUCGACAAUUAAAGUUAGGGCUAAGCACAUGAUUAUUAAGUUGUAAGGAAAGGAAGUAUAAAUAUAUGUGAAGUACCAACGCAA